UGUAGUCAAACUCGUAAGACUUGUAGGUUUAACUGCGCAACUCCAAGCAGAUUUACGGUAAAGUACAUGUUCGCCUCAUCGUUGCUAUGGAUACCAAGGACCGAGCGAGUUUGGGAAAUGAACGUAACAGCAGCUCUGCAACUUCACAUAUCACUUCUUAAAUAUUCGUUCGUGUUUUAAUCAGCAAACUGUAUUAUUUUUAAAAACCAGCUGUUUUGUAAAUGUAGUUAGAUUGUUAAAUCUUAGCACAGUUGAUGUUUGCAAGCAACGGUGCUAGUUGAAUAGGGUCUGUUUGCGACUGUGUUUAACAUAACGUUCUAAUAAAGCUGCAGAUAUCUGUUAUAUGUACACAACAACGUUAAGCUGUUUAUAAAGACAUAUGGCAGUGUAGUUUAUUCAGACUUCCCGCACUCAUUUGUAAGCAAUGUUUAAACUGAAAGAUAUGAAGGAAACUGCGGCACCGCCUGAAAAGACAGAAGAUCUCAAAGCCUCGAUCGAAGCAUUAGAGUUUCUUUCCAGCAUCGCAUCUAAAGAUGUAGAUCAGUGCCUGUUUGUGGACUCUAUGGUGACGGUUUCAGACACUGGCAGAGAACUAGGAGAGUUCUGUGUUAGUGUACAGAAGGCCAGCUAUAAUGAUGAACCUUGUUAUUUGGUACAUGCUAACAGCCAUGGAGCAAUCGACAAUAUCCCAUGUGGCACUUCUAUUACGGCUUAUCUAUCCAGGAGCCUUGACACACUAGAGGAGAAUCAUAAUGAAUAUAUGAAGCUGCAGGAACAUGCACUGGACAAGAAGUUACACAUUGUGAGGCAAAGCACUCAUCUAGUAGUGAACACAGUCAUCACAGAGAAAGACGAAGUGAAGAAGCAAGCAUUCACAUUCCCUCUGCAUUCUCUGCAAGGUUUUGUGUCUGAGGCCUCCAACCUCCUGAUCCUGCGCAUUUUGGCUAAACGGAAAAAAGUUCCUGAAAAUCUGACAUUCCUUUCACUUGAUACCAACACCCAGAUCGGAGUGUCAACCUAUAGGGAACUGGAGGUCAAGAAGCAAUUAAUUGGCGAAGAGGUGGUGGAGGUGUUUGGCAUUGAGAGGACUGUCUCCUCGGCAGAAAAAAUCCCCGCAACUUGGCACUGCUACUUCCUGCCAGAUGGACAUUUAGCCAACAGAGUGCAGGUUGGUUCAUCAGUUACAAUGAGCCUCCUACAUCUUCCUCCUAUAGACAGUGAAGAUGAGAGAGGUCGUAAAUCAGUCAUUGAGAAGAAGCCCCUGGUCUGGGAAGAGGAUAUUGAGCUGUACUCAAAGUUUAUUGACAGAAAGGAAGAGCUAAAGGCUGAUCACUCCUCCUAUGUUAGACAGCACCCUGAGCUUAAAGCACUACUGGCUGACUUCCUACAAAUGCUGCUGCUGAGAAAGCCUCAGGAUGUUUUCUCCUUUGCCCGUGACUUCUUCAUUCCUUUUGACCCUCAGCGUCCACCAGACAGGAGCUUUAACACGUCACAAAAUGUAACAGCUGCACAAGAAAACAAAUCCUAGCCAAGCCAGGCUUUAAUGUUUUCCAGUGAAUGUUUAAAUAAAGUUUUUGCUUUUGUGCCA
Messenger RNA from Hemibagrus wyckioides, 1588 nucleotides. RefSeq names its product ciliogenesis associated TTC17 interacting protein (gene catip). The record is from RefSeq and is a predicted model, not a curated record. Bases 425 to 1528 code for a protein of 367 amino acids. The transcript has 9 exons. Gene Ontology annotation, biological process: cilium organization; actin filament polymerization. NCBI's taxonomy places the organism in Eukaryota, Metazoa, Chordata, Actinopteri, Siluriformes, Bagridae.